Dovyalis caffra is the source of this 504-nucleotide messenger RNA. Lineage: Eukaryota; Viridiplantae; Streptophyta; Magnoliopsida; Malpighiales; Salicaceae. The record is from the annotation of a GenBank genome assembly.
AUGGCCGCGUCUCAAGCAAGUCUCCUCUUGCAAAAGCAAUUGCGAGAUCUCUGCAAGAACCCAGUUGAUGGAUUCUCUGCUGGCUUGGUUGACGAAAGCGACGUGUUUGAAUGGAGCGUUUCAAUUAUUGGACCCCCUGAUACCUUAUAUGAUGGUGGAUUCUUCAAUGCCAUCAUGAGCUUUCCAAAGAAUUAUCCAAAUAGUCCUCCAACUGUCAGGUUCACCUCAGAGAUGUGGCAUCCCAAUGUUUACCCAGACGGAAAGGUCUGUAUAUCAAUUCUUCAUCCUCCUGGUGAUGACCCAAAUGGCUACGAGCUUGCAACUGAGCGCUGGAGUCCAGUCCAUACUGUUGAAAGCAUUGUUUUGAGCAUCAUAUCGAUGCUUUCCAGUCCCAAUGAUGAGUCUCCUGCAAACGUUGAUGCUGCGAAACAAUGGAGAGAUAGCAGGGAGGAGUUCAGGAAGAAAGUAAGUCGAUGCGUUAGAAAAUCACAAGAAAUGUUGUGA